This is a messenger RNA of Hypoxylon trugodes, 2985 nucleotides long. RefSeq lists its product as uncharacterized. The coding region runs from base 186 to 2660 and encodes 824 amino acids. The record is from RefSeq and is a predicted model, not a curated record. Lineage: Eukaryota; Fungi; Ascomycota; Sordariomycetes; Xylariales; Hypoxylaceae. The transcript has a single exon. Gene Ontology annotation, molecular function: protein binding; RNA binding. Gene Ontology annotation, cellular component: nucleolus. Gene Ontology annotation, biological process: ribosomal small subunit biogenesis.
GGAAUCUUUUAUUUUUUUUCUCAACUCUCUUAUUACAUACGAAGUAUCGCGACGACGAAAAACUUCCAAACAUAAUUUCAUCUACCAUGCAAAAUGCGUCCUCUAUUAUGAGAAUAUACGCGGUUUCCAUCUCAUGGUAUUAAAUAGAAUUGCAUGUUACUCGAAUAUCGCAAUUUGUCGCUAAAAUGGGCCCACGGAAAUUAUCACUCCCUUCCUCACUCUUAAAAGAGUUAGAGGCUCAACAGCCUUCAUCCUUCACUGGAGGAAAAGGAAGACCAAAAAGGCAGCUCUCAAGAAGAGAACAACGUAAAGCUCAAAGAGUUCAGAAAAAGCAGUCUCGACGCCCUCAGCCACGUCAGAUAGUUGAGUCGCAAGGGCCAAGACGACUUUCUCAUCCAUCCGAGGACGCAUCCGAGAUUGAUGAAGAUGAAGAUGAUGGAGACAACGACGAUGGAGACGCUGAGCCAGACUACGGUGGUUUUGACUCAGAAAGUAACGAAGAUGAAAGUGUCCAAGACGAAAAACCAAACCAGUUGCGACCCUCCAAAACUGCGCAACAGAGACUCGCCCAGGAUGAUGUAGAGAUCGCCGACUUGGAAAGGAAACUUGGUUUAAAGGGAAGGAAGUCCCUACCCAAGUCAUUCCAGGACGAUGGCCUCGGAAACUUGUUAGAUGGCUUGGAUGACGACAAAGAAGACACUGGAGCAACAUCGAAUAGGAAGCGCAAAGCAGAAGCAGACGAGUGGUUAGCUCAAAAAAGGAGGAAAGCACAAGCUGCUGCUAAUGCCCUCGCCGCCAAUGAAAUUUUCGGUAACAGCGAUGGUGAAGACGAAGACGAUAAUGAGAGUGGGAGCGGUAAUGAUGAGGAUGAAGAUGACAACUCAGACUUGGGUGGAUUCGAUAGUGAUGAUGACGAAGAGACCACCGAUGAUGUAUUUGAGGGCGUUUCAGACGAAGAUGGACCCAAGCCUAAGAAGCCACAGCGAGAAAAUCCUUACGUUGCUCCCACGACAGGAGUUGCCAAAUAUGUUCCACCUUCUCUCCGUAAACAGUCGGGUUCGGCCAACGAAGCGGAAACCCAACUUCGAAGACGAGUUCAGGGGUUAAUCAAUCGUCUUACAACUGACAAUUUGAUUGGAAUAGUCAAAGACAUCGUAGCUUUAUACGACACCCACCCGCGACAAACAGUCACCUCCACAAUUACAGAUCUUGUUCUAGCCCUAGUACAGUCACCAGAAAAGCGGCCGGAUUCCUUUUUCACAAUGAUAGCUGGGUUUAUUGCAGCAAUGUAUAAGGCCAUGGGAAUUGCUGUCAGCGCUCACUUCAUACAACAACUCGUUGAUGUCUUUAGCCAACACUACGAAAAAGCAUCCGGCGAUCAAUCUGACUCUGGUUCAAAACACAUUGUGUCUUUACUUGCUGAGCUCUACAAUAUGCAAGUCGUCGGUUGCAACUUAAUAUUUGAUUAUAUCCGACUCUUCCUAAAUAACCUUUUGGAACUCAAUACAGAAUUGCUUCUGAGGAUCAUCCAGCUCUGCGGACCAUCACUCAGACGUGAUGACCCCCACGCGCUUGGGGAUAUCGUCAAUAGCAUCAAACUCGCCAACUUUAAGAACAUAUCAGUCAGGACGAGCUUCAUGAUUGAUGAGAUGAAGAAGCUCCAGAGCAACAAGACCAAAGCUGCAACUCGCAACAAGGACCUUGCGGACCAAAGGACUCAACUCAGGAAACGAAUCAAUACUCUAGGUGGCUCCCAAGAUAUCCAACCUUUCCGUAUGGGCCUCCAGGAUAUACGAGGUGCAGAUAAGCAUGGGAAAUGGUGGCUCGUCGGAGCUAGUUGGUCCGGCGCUCAUAGUGGACCUAAUGACCAAGGUGAAGCUUCGAAGAGGAAAGGGGAUGUCGAGGACAAUGACGAGGUAAGCGGGAUGAUGAAAUCUGGCGACGAUGGCCUAGGCAUUCCGGACCUUUGGCAGCUGGCCAGGGAGCAGGGAUUCAAUACAGAGAUACGACAACGUAUUUUUGUAGCCUUACACGCCGCUACAGAUUACGAAAAUGCCGAAUUGCUGAUACGAAAAUUGAGGCUUAACAAACACCAACGAAAAGAGAUACCGGAAGUAAUCGUCCGAAGCAGUGAACGGCAGUCUCAGUAUAAUCAUUAUUAUACACUAGUAGCUACCAAAUUUACCGGAGACCGAGAAUUGGCUUUCCAAUUCCGACGAUGCUUAACGACGCGGCUCAGAAAGAUGGGAGAAGAUAUCGAUGUUGGUGACGGAGACGACGUUGACCCCGAUGACGCAGCUGAUUAUGAUAUGCGAUGGGUAUACAACACGGCGAAGAUGUACGGGUCGCUCGUGGCUACCAGGGCCCUUCGCCUGUCAGACAUCAUCAAACAUCGGAAUCUUGCGGUUCUGCAGGAAAAGGCGCACAUGUUCUUCGAGGUUAUGUUCAUAUCCAUAUUCCAGGAGUGUAAACGUGAUGGGUUGAAAGAACUCUUUGAUGGAUUGGACGCAGAUCACGCUCGAGGGGUUCGGUACUUUGUAAAAAAGAAUGUACGCCAAACAGAUCUCCUGAAGGGUAAGAAGGAGAAGACUUCACUCAAGAAAACCUGCGAGGUUGCAGACCAAGUACUGGGUACUUUAUUGGUAACGGAGUCACUUUAACGAAAAGCCAUCUAAACUUGGUACCUUGUAAGCUGAGUCCUGGCCUUUCCAUCUUGUCGGGGUCGUGUCAAAAACAUUAAAUAAGUGGCGAUUGCCUCUUAGAUAAUAAUUAUAUAUCCCGUUGCCAUCGUUCAUCUAUAAUAUUCAAUAUGUGCCCCUAUUACAUUCGAAAUACAUAUAUGGUACGUAGGAAGGCAAGGAGGUUGGGCUUUUAUCCGCGGUUAUUUUCGGAACAACGGCGGAAACAGCGAAAAUGAUUCGCUAUGAAGGUUAGAAGGGUACCAGGUGGGUGCCCAUAUUUAUGUACAUACCAUACUAUAGGUAA